AUGGAUUCCGACUCGGCAGUAAAAUUACCACCGAUAUAUGUCCACAAAGGAAAGAAGGUGCGCACGGAUGUUCUGACCCGUCAGGCCCUAGUUCCGCCAAUAUUUCGCCGUAGGGAGUCGCUGAAACGUGAGGCCAGAUAUUCUAAAGUGCAUUCAAGUGACACUAGUGGUGAGAUUCAAGCGUCAGCUAACGAAGCCUACUGCAACGCCUUAUAUCUCAGAUACCAAACGGAUUUCAACUAUUUAUCUCCCGAAUUGGUCCUAAAUAAGAAAGUUUCUGGCAAUACGAAUAUAAAAAGUGUCGGAACAGAAACUAAUAAGGAGAUUGUAUCUCAUUUGAGCAAUGGUAAGCGCAGAAGGACCAAGAGUGCCUCUUCCGACUCGCCAGAUAGCGUGCCAACAUCUCCCUGGUUAAAUCGCAUGUUGCCCAUUUUAUUAAAAGUGAUGUCAGGACGAGAUGGCGACUCCAACGACAUAUCUUCUAUUGGUUUUAAGGAGGAAGUUUUGCAACUGUAUAAAACUGGGCAAAAAUUUGAGGAAUGCAAUCUGCGAGAUGUAGCAACUGUUUUAUCCAGCAUAGUUUCCUAUAUUGACGAUUGGCGAGCGAGUGCACAGAUUGCAAUAUCGCAGCGUAUAACAAUUGAAGAGGCUCGCGGUUUAAUGGAAGAAUUCCAAGAGCUGAGUGGAGGCUUAGUUCGAGUCGAUCUUGCAACCGAAAUUGACAAUGACAUUAAGAUCUGCGAAGCUUUCGGAGCUAAGGUUCGCCUGACCAUGACUACUCUCUCUUCCAGUAACGACCGCACGGUUAGUCUUGAGGAGGUCGAAUCGUUGGUUCAGGAGUCUAGUAGUUGUCGCUUCUUGGUACCUGAGGUCGUUGCUCUCCAAAGCAUAUUCCGUAAUCUCAUAUCACUGCGCAGCCUUAUGGAAACCUCUGUCCUAGAUUUAGAUUUGUCUGAGUGUGAGUCGCUUGUGUCGAUAUGUGAGAAGGGGUUAGUUAGGUUACCGCGAUUGGAUGAAUUGCGUAGGCGUUUACAGGAAUCCGUGUGGCUCCACACUGCUAGCAAGGCGUGUCAACGACAAGUCAGAUAUUCGCUGGCAAAAAGCCUGAUUGAUAAUGUACCUGAUGUUCUGCGGGACCAUAGGUUGUACGUCAUUUUAAAGAAAAAGUGCCAUGAUGUUGAGCAAUGGAUGGAACGUAUAUCUAAGUUCUCCUUUUACCAAAUGGUAUCAAACGAAGUAACAUACAGCGGUUUACUAUCUAAGAAAGAUGUUUCUUCUCAGUCACCUGUUGGUUCAGGGUCGGUUGUUGGUGUAAAAUGUGAUGCACGUACUUUCGAAGAAAUAUGUUCUGCAUACCACCAGCUAGAGCUCACCCUCCCUAUCUUUAGGAGCAUAGAACCAUUAUGCCAAUCAUUAAAGAGGCUACAAAGACGGCUUCACAAAAUUGAGGUGGUGUUACAGACAAAUUCUCGCAAUCCAAGUGUUGCGACCGAUUGCUUGUUAUUGCUUCAGCAUGCAGAGCCGCUCUCGGAAAUAAUCGACCUGACUGAAUACCUUGAACCUAUACGAUCAGGAGUAGAGUUGUGGUUGAACUACGAGAAGAGAUGUAGGAAGGUUCUUGAUAGUGUCAAGGCUUUUGUCCUCUCCAAGGAUUUUAACAAGCUGAAAUCUGAUUGGGGCUUUUUGCUAAACUUUCGUAAAACUACGAAAUUAUCGGACGCAGAUUUUAUUGGCAUAGCCGAUCUUAUAAGGUUAUACGAGCAGGAGGACCGUGUGCCCUUCGAGGACGUUCGUCAACUGGAGGCUGAAUUCAGGUCCUUGCGCAUAAAAAAUCUCGUUUUACAGCGGGAAAUAAGUGAAAUUUAUGAGAAAGGUGUCACAUUGAAUUCAAAAGUGGAUUCGGCUUUUGAUUCUGUAAAAGAGGAUGUUAGCAAAAGCGGUUCGGUAUUAAGUCAUGUUGUUUUGGUUAUCCUUGAGGUCCUCAAAUUUGGAGCGAAGUUGGAUUCUAUGCCUAAACUACGACUUUGUCUGUCAUAUUUGCGAUGGUCACGUGAAUUCUAUACAGUCUUUUUCAGCACUACUGCGAUGUUGGACGGAGGCUCGCGUUUAAGAACCCUGGCCGCCGAAGGAGCAGACGAUCGCUUUAACGAGAUAACAUCUCACGCCGGUUUACACGAGAGCAUUACGAAUCAACUGAAUAAAAUUGGAUGCUUAUCUAUCGGUAACGAAGCUCCGCGCACCGAGUCUCAGCUUUUGAUAAUGCCAACCAUCGAGAUGUUAUCCUUCUCAUCGCAAGUGUAUAACAUAGAUGUAUCUUUUUUCGUUGAAUUGCGCAGGCGAAUUAUAGAUGAUUUUCGCUGCCUGCGUUCGGAACUACAAAUCCACGCUUUUGCGGCGGUGGACGGAGCGCUUUGGCUAGAUAAGGGUUCAUUUGACAACGUAUGUUGCCGUUUUAAAGACUGUAGUCUCUCUUUUUCUAGCACUGCAACCCGUUAUGGUGUCGAAAGAGCUCAACUUCUAUCCCGCCGUACGGCGAAGGCGCAUAAAUCACCUAGUUGCGACUGCGCUCGUGUACCGGGCACAUUGAUAACUCUACCAACACUGUCUGAAUUUAGAGCUAUUGAUCUUCAAUCGCAAGUGGAGAGGGCUUGUGGUACCCUUGUUACUGAUGACGGAGGUUUGCGCAUAUUAGGAGUGCGGAUUGAUGAUGGCCUAUGGCGUUCUUGUGGCGGUUUCAGCGGAAUUGGGAAUUUGAGGCGCUUAGUCAUCAUUAUUUAUAUGGAUAUCAAGGCUUGUGUAUGUUACUAUGCGAUUUCAAGUCCCGCCGCAAACCCGGCAGGCAACUACUCCAUUUCAAGCUGUGCCGUGCUAAACGCAUCGGGAAGAUUCGUAGUAUUGAAAGGUACACCACCAAAACAAUUAAUGCUUGAUGAUGUGUCGACACUCACACACUCUUUCUGCGCAUCUCCUGUGCCAUACGGUUUUUUCGCCUUCGGCCGCUGUGAUGGAAAGUUAGUGGUUUCGAACAUGUCUAAUGUCCAUGUUGUGGAUGAAUUCACGAUAGAAUUAGAAGGAACUGCUUGCUCUUCAAACGAUGUCACGUUUUGCGGUUUCGGCAAUCUGUCUCCGGUUGGGUCAUUACCUCGGCAUUGGUGCAGUGCUAUGUUAGCCCUGUGCCACUUACUAAAACUAUAUGGAAAAAAGAUGCGUUUCAUGUUGAUAGAUAUUUCCACAUCAACUAGAUCCAUUAUCAGGGACAGGUGUUCGCUUGCUGUGAUCUAUGAGGUUGUCAUCGGAGGUUCUGUAAAAUCCGGUGGAAAGAUAAACUUUAGUUACGGCUAUCACAUAGCGAGUGAUAAUAGGCUUAAUGACCGAAAUUUACACGAGAAUGCAUAUAAUUUUUCGGAUCGUAUUGAUUCCUACAGCAGGCACAGAAUAGAUGCGGAGUUGCAUUUACAAAUGAUGAAGUGGAAGGUAAUACCACAGCUCAAUCCAGACAAUAUCACAAUGACAAACAUUUGUGUAAUAGGGGCAGGAGCACUUGGUUGCCAUAUUAUUAGGCAAUUUUUGGCAUGGGGCGCCAGAAACUUCGUUGUCAUAGACUAUGCGAAAGUAACAAAUGCUACGCGACAAUGCCUGUUUAAUAGCCGUGAUUCCAUCGACCAGGCAUAUAAAGCCACAUUAGCAUGCCAAGAAAUAAAGCGUAUUCGCCCAGACGCUGAUGCGAUUCCAGUAAACAUGUUUGUUCCCAUGCCUGGUAUGUUUUUUGGUCUGAGCUCGCAAAUACAUCAUUUGGUAGGUCAUUUUAUAUAUGAAGAGGAUUUGCGCGCUUCAUACACCACUCUCACGAACAUUAUGCUUAAAUGUGAUGUGGUUUUUCUUGCUACAGACUCCAAGGAAUCACGAUGGUUACCGUCGUUAAUUGGAGCCGCUCAUAGAUUUCACUCUGCGGAGGUUAACUCAGGUGUUUUAGACGAAGCCAAUCCAAAUGGAGAAUUGCGCGAAAAUAGGCGUGGCCCUUUAGUUAUCUCGACUGGCCUCACGUUUGACACUUUUAUGGUUAUUAGACAUGGUUAUGGCGGUUUUUAUGGUGGAUGCUACUUUUGCAGCGAUGUGCAGUGGCCCGAAGACUCUAUAUCUAGCAGACCCGUUGACGAAACAUGCACCUUAGUCAAGCCGGGAUCAGUAGCCAUGUGCGCAGCAGCUGCCGUAGAGCUUUUCAUAUCUCUGACGCAGCAUCCGAGACGUUUUGAGGCGCCACACAACGGAACCAGCUGUAUAGGGGGCGUUCCUCAUGCCAUGCAUAUGAGUUUGUCAGGUAAGGCAAUCACACGCGAAGCUUUACAAAGCGCAGAUAUGCACGUAGACCAGUUUUACGUCGAAGCAUCUAAAAGAUGUGUCUGUUGUUCAGAUGCUGUGAUUAAAAAGCUAAAAUCAAACGCUUUUGAUUUUUUACAUCAGGUAGUAAGAACCCCUUCAAUCCUAGGAGAAAUAUCAGGCCUAAACAGAACACUUAGCGCAGUUGCUGGUUAUGACAUGAACACUACUGCGAUUGAAGAUGACUUUGUGCUAAUUUGA
Messenger RNA from Babesia bigemina, 4578 nucleotides. RefSeq lists its product as hypothetical. Gene Ontology annotation, molecular function: Atg8 activating enzyme activity; Atg12 activating enzyme activity. Gene Ontology annotation, cellular component: cytoplasm; phagophore assembly site. The record is from RefSeq and is a predicted model, not a curated record. Gene Ontology annotation, biological process: C-terminal protein lipidation; autophagy of mitochondrion; autophagosome assembly. The transcript is spliced from 5 exons. NCBI's taxonomy places the organism in Eukaryota, Apicomplexa, Aconoidasida, Piroplasmida, Babesiidae. Bases 1 to 4578 code for a protein of 1525 amino acids.